AUGCGCUCUUCUAAACCAAUGUGAGUUCCUUAUAAUUUUAAUUUUUGAAGAAAUAUGUUGAUCUCAUCUUUGUAAAUUUUUUUCGGGUUUCGUUCUUAUAAAUUUUCCGCCUCCAACUCCUUUUCUCCUAAUUUUCACCUCAUAGGGGAAUAUUGUCAAAUUGACGCCCCCAGUUUUUUGGCCUUCGUUUUCAUGUGCAUACAUUUUUUUCAAUUAUUUAACAUUUCAGACGUCACUCGUGUAACUCUACAGAAGAUGGUUUGCAAAGGUAUCCGGAUCAAGGCUUGGACGAAACAAACAAGGUCAAUUUCACUUUAUUUGACUUUAUAUUCAUCAAAAUUUAAGAAUUAUGCGAAUAAAAAUGUAAGUGAGCAGGAGCGGAACAAAAGCUUUUCAACACCUCCAUAUAUCAUUUGCAAAAGUGAGUCGGACAAUCACAGAAAAUUUUUUUAG
This is a messenger RNA of Caenorhabditis auriculariae, 453 nucleotides long. NCBI's taxonomy places the organism in Eukaryota, Metazoa, Nematoda, Chromadorea, Rhabditida, Rhabditidae. The record is from the annotation of a GenBank genome assembly.